Messenger RNA from Naumovozyma dairenensis CBS 421, 732 nucleotides. It is a transcript of the gene YET3, whose product is annotated as Yet3p. The record is from RefSeq and is a predicted model, not a curated record. Bases 1 to 732 code for a protein of 243 amino acids. Gene Ontology annotation, biological process: endoplasmic reticulum to Golgi vesicle-mediated transport; intracellular protein transport. The transcript has a single exon. Gene Ontology annotation, cellular component: endoplasmic reticulum membrane; endoplasmic reticulum. NCBI's taxonomy places the organism in Eukaryota, Fungi, Ascomycota, Saccharomycetes, Saccharomycetales, Saccharomycetaceae.
AUGGCAAUAUAUGUAAUAAUGUUAUAUAUGUGCAAGGGAUCUUUCCCUCUUUCCUCAUAUUUGACAGGUUACAUUACACAUACAUCCACAAGUAUACAUACAACCACUACUAACAGACAAGUAGAAGAAGAGGUAGUAAGAACAUAUAAUUGCCCCAAUCCCAGUCUAAAAGCAAAGCAACUACUACAAACCCAACAUCAACAACAACAACAACAAGAAGACAUGUCGUUAUAUUACUCUCUAGUGUUUGCCAUACUAGUCACAGAAAUUAUCCUUUUCGCAAUCUUAGCAUUACCAAUCCCAUCCAAGUUCAGAAAACCAUUAACUUUAAUCCUAUUAAAACCGUUCAAAAUCCCACCAAUCCAAAUAGCUUUGAAAUGUAUCCUAUCUUUCAUCCUACUUUUAUUCAUCGAUUCAAUCAACAAAGUAAUCAACAUUAACAAAGAAUUAUCAACAACUUCUUCAAACAGUAACCCAACUCCAGCUAUAUCAUCUUCAAAUGAUAGAAUUGAGAUCCUUUCAAGGAAAUUCUUCGCUCAAAGAAAUAUGUAUUUGACUGGUAUAACUUUAUUCUUAACUUUCAUAGUAAUGAGAACUUUCACUCUAGUUAAUGAAUUAUUAGAUUUGAAAGAUCGUUAUAGAAUUAUUGAAAAUAGAAUCGGUGGUAAGGGGUCUAAAUUAUCAAAAGAGGAACAAAUUGAAAUUGAUGAAAAAAUAAAUUACAAAAAUUAA